GUGUAAUCCAAAAUUAUUUAAUUUCACAUGUAAUUGAUGAAUAUUAUAAUUUAUGAAUAUAUAAUUUAUGAAUGUAUAAUUUAUGAAUAUAUAAUUGAUGAAUGUAUAAUUGUUAGAAUCAUUUGAAAUGGGUUUAAGAUGUUAAUUUUGUGGAUUCCACGGGUUUGUUAAUGUGUAAAAUAUUUUCUUUGGGAUGGCUAAUUUUUUUAAUUUUGUUAAAGUUUUCAAAAUGUUUCAUUUUACAGCGGGAUUUAACAUUUCACAGCUCUGCGGUGAACACGAUUUGUUACAGAGAUAUCAUGACGAAUCGUACUCCGAAGCAUAAAAACUCCUUCCGCCCGGGUAAAGUCCAACUUGUAAAAACCCUAAAACAACAUCUCGCGGAUUCAAAAAUCGUGGUACAGUUCAGAUUAACACGUUUGAAUCACAGACUAAGAUCUUACAUUAAGGAAAAUUUACUGAAACACUUUGAACCGAGGGACGGUAAACUACCGUACAAAAUGCAACUGAUAAAAAACACAAUAAUGUUAAGAGCUGUGGAAGGAACUGAGUUCGAACCCUUGAGUUCCAGCCUAGAAAAGACUAACUUGUACUUUUUCAUAUACGACGAUACUAUUUUCCCCAAGUUCAUGUCCGUGGUUAACGGUAUGAGACGCGCUUCUAAAAUUGUUAAAUGGCGUUUUGAACCUCAUUUCGGCUGUUUUGACCAUACGCUAGUUGACGGGAAUAGGCUAAGAUGUCUAAGCGCACUCCCUGAGAAGAAGGAAUUGUGCUCUAGAAUUCCUCAUCUGCUGAGAAUGCCAUUGUAUAAACUUAUUAACUCUGUAAACGUCGGUCAAUCUCUUGUUAAUUCACUAGAUCAACUACAGUCCAAGUUAAACACAAAUCAAUCUAAUAAUUAAUUUUA
Molecule: messenger RNA, 907 nt
Organism: Theileria parva strain Muguga
Lineage: Eukaryota; Apicomplexa; Aconoidasida; Piroplasmida; Theileriidae
Product: Ribosomal protein L10 family protein
Exons: 1
Coding region: 171-902 (243 amino acids)
Biological process (GO): translation
Cellular component (GO): large ribosomal subunit
Molecular function (GO): structural constituent of ribosome
Source: RefSeq, a predicted model, not a curated record